AUGACGGCCGACCACAAGCGAAAGCCGGCAGAGACCAACAAGAAUUACAAGGGUUUCGUAGCCGGCGUCUUCUCCGGCAUUGCCAAGCUAUCGGUCGGCCACCCCUUCGACACGAUCAAAGUACGCCUCCAGACCACCGACCCAACACGCUUCAGCGGACCGCUCCAAUGCGUAGUACAAACGAUCCGCAACGAGGGCGUGCGCGGCCUAUAUAAAGGCGCCACGCCCCCGCUCGUCGGCUGGAUGUUCAUGGACUCCAUCAUGCUGGGGUCGCUGACCGUGUACCGUCGCCUGCUGGCCGAGCACGUCUUCUACCGACACCUGACGCCGCACCUCCCCUCCACGCCGCCGAACACCCGGCCCGAGAAAGAGGGGCCUAUCGCCGCGACCUCGCACGCCGCAGCGCACCUGCCGUCCUACGGCCACGGGCUCGCGGGCGUUCUCGCGGGCGGCACGGUGAGCUUCAUCGCGGCGCCUGUCGAGCACGUCAAGGCGCGUCUGCAGAUCCAGUACUCGGCUAAGAAGACGGAACGGUUGUAUUUGGGGCCUGUGGACUGCGUACGCAAGAUCUACGGGGCUCACGGCAUGCGCGGCAUCUACAAGGGGUUGUUUGCGACGCUGAUAUUCCGGUCCUUUUUCUUCUUUUGGUGGGGGUCCUACGAUAUUUUCUCCCGUCUUCUAAGAGAUCGGACGAGUCUUAGCGCUCCGGCUAUCAAUUUCUGGGCAGGUGGACUGAGCGCUCAGGUCUUCUGGCUUACGAGCUAUCCUAGCGACGUCGUUAAGCAGCGGGUCAUGACAGAUCCGAUGGGUGGGAAACUUAAUGAUGGGACGCCGAGAUUUAAAACUUGGGUACAGGCGGCGCAGGCUGUUUAUAGAGAGGGUGGUGCUAAGGGGUAUUGGCGAGGAUUCUUGCCGUGUUUCCUGAGAGCGUUUCCUGCCAACGCUAUGGCUUUAGUAGCUUUCGAAGGCGUUAUGAGAGCAUUGCCAUAA
Molecule: messenger RNA, 990 nt
Organism: Daldinia childiae
Lineage: Eukaryota; Fungi; Ascomycota; Sordariomycetes; Xylariales; Hypoxylaceae
Product: Mitochondrial substrate carrier family protein L
Exons: 2
Coding region: 1-990 (329 amino acids)
Biological process (GO): transmembrane transport
Molecular function (GO): transmembrane transporter activity
Source: RefSeq, a predicted model, not a curated record